Dromiciops gliroides (monito del monte) is the source of this 3840-nucleotide messenger RNA. It is a transcript of the gene TMEM127, whose product is annotated as transmembrane protein 127. Bases 240 to 956 code for a protein of 238 amino acids. The record is from RefSeq and is a predicted model, not a curated record. The transcript has 5 exons. Gene Ontology annotation, cellular component: membrane. Gene Ontology annotation, biological process: negative regulation of TOR signaling; negative regulation of cell population proliferation. Lineage: Eukaryota; Metazoa; Chordata; Mammalia; Microbiotheria; Microbiotheriidae.
GGAGGAAGCCGGAAGUGGACCGGGCUCUGGCCGAGUCCGGGCGUUGCGGGUUCGGGCUCCGGGAUCGCUCGGCCGGGGAACCUGGCGGGCGGGCCCGGGGCGGGGAGCGGAGGUGACGGGCCUGGAGCUGCGCGGCGCGACCACCAGUCGGAGGCUUUCGGUCAGCCGAAGGCAGGCAGCCGGAGAGCAGCGAGUGAGCAGUCCCCGAGGAUCGGGCCCAGCCCGGCGGGCUCCCCGGCAUGUACGCCCCGGGAGGCGCAGGGCUGCCCGGUGGGCGCCGGCGGAGAGGCCCAGGGGGCAGCGCCCUGCCCAAGCAGCCGGAGCGUAGCCUGGCCUCGGCGCUACCGGGGGCUCUCUCCAUCACUGCCCUAUGCACGGCGCUGGCCGAACCGGCCUGGCUGCACAUCCAUGGGGGUACCUGCUCUCGCCAGGAGCUGGGAGUGGCCGACGUGCUGGGCUAUGUGGACCCAGACCUGCUUAAAGACUUCUGCAUGAAUCCCCAAACGGUGCUCCUACUCCGUGUUAUUGCUGCCUUUUGCUUCUUGGGGAUCCUGUGCAGCCUCUCGGCCUUUCUUCUUGAUGUCUUUGGGCCCAAGCACCCUGCUCUGAAGAUCACCCGCCGCUAUGCCUUUGCCCACAUCCUCACAGUCCUUCAGUGUGCCACAGUGAUUGGUUUCUGCUAUUGGGCUUCAGAGCUCAUCCUGGCUCAGCAGCAGCAGCACAAGAAGUAUCAUGGCUCCCAGGUCUACGUCACCUUUGCUGUCAGCUUCUACUUGGUGGCAGGAGCAGGAGGGGCCUCCAUCCUGGCCACUGCUGCCAACCUUCUGCGUCAUUAUCCCACUGAAGAGGAGGAGCAGGCACUGGAGCUACUAUCAGAGAUGGAAGAGAAUGAGCCCUAUCCGGCCGAGUACGAGGUCAUCAAUCAGUUCCAGCCACCUCCUGCCUACACGCCCUAACAUGGCUGGCUGGGGCUCUCUCUCCAGCACCCUGUUUCCCUGAGCCCAUAUCUUUACUUUCCCUAUAAGCAGAGGAGCUCCCUUCUUAUAGCACUUAGUUCUGGUGUUCUGAGUCUUCACCAACUCCUCUACAUGAGAGAUACUACAUCUAAGACUUUUCAUCUGUCUCUUCUCUUCAGAAUCUUGUCCUCGUUCUCUCCCCUCCCCCUCCAACCCCAGAUCUUCUCUACUUACCAGAACCACCACCACUAGGGUGAUCGUGCCAGUUUUCUCUCCUUUUGAGUCACAUUUUUAGGAUUGAGAUAUUCCUCCUGUGGCUCACAGCGCGUGCCAUUCCUGGAUAGAGUUGGCAACGUCUGUGAAAAGAGAGAACGGCUCAACAGCCCUGGGGCAAAGGUGAUACCAUUCUGUAGACUUGCUCUUUACAGAUCCCCACAGCUAUAGCUUUGGGAUCAGCUGUAUCUGUCAACCCACCCAAACCUGUUCCUUCUGAUCCACCCCAGUCUAUGAUGCACACUAUGAUGGAGAUCUUUGCACUUUAGUCUUUGGGUUUCCUUCUCCUUUUUGGCUGCAUUUGGUGGGGAAGGUGAGACACUGGUAGGAAGCGCAGGAGUGUCGCUCUCUGUACCCCUUGGUACAGAGGUGACAGGAGCUGAGCAGAUAAGAACAGAACUAGUGAAGGGACUGAUGGGAGCCUGCCUCUAAUGAGGAUGAGAGCCAACUGGACCGAGUCUCUCCUACCUUUCACCUUUUGAAAUGUGGUGGUUUUUAAGGGGGGAGUGGGGAAACUGUCUUUUUAAGUAGGGACAAGAAAGUUGUAAUUUUUCAGAUUUUUAUCCUGGUCCCUUUGGCCUCAACAGUGUUUCAGGCCUGAUCCCCUUAUAAGUCCACCUUUCUUCUUCCUAUAAUCUUUCACAUCAAAACCCAUCCUUCUCCCCUCUCUGUUAUUGUUUCACCUGCUUUGAGAAGGUCGAGUUAUUAUUAGGUGAUACAAGAUACUCUGCCUUCCUCGUGGGGUGCCAAGGACUGAGCAGCUGCCGGGACCUGGCCAUGAUGGUGCUCCUCGUGACGCAGUGAGGUAUAAGUCAACCCCGCAUCAGGAACAAUGACAGCAGGAGGCCACAAGACCCCACCACCACCACUUUACACAUAGGAACUGAACCAAUGGGAGACCAUAAAGUGAGGUUUCAGAACUACCUUGUUGGAGACCAGGUCAGUGAAGGAGCUGAGAGCUAAAAUCCUUCCGGGUCAGACAUGGUUACCAGGACUACAACUUGGGGUGGAGGCACUACAGCUUGCUGCAUGCCCACCCUUCACCCCCUUCUUGAAUGUACCGCUAGUUUUGCAUUGUACAGCUGGUUCUUUCUUGCCCUUCCCCUUACCUUUGGCCACUGCUGGUCAUACACAUGUCUUUGGCUCUGGAUGCAUUUAGUAGCCAGAAAUCCAAAGCAAGAUGUGGGGAAAACUCAAGAGUUUCUUCCUUACAGCCCGGCUUGUCAGGAAGAUCAUGGAGGCAGCUUUCAGAGUGGAUUACCAAGCUAUUCUCUUAAAUAUGUGGGCUCCUUUGAAAUCAAUGUCCAGAUAACACCCAGAAGGGAACCAUUCAGAUUGCCUGCCUGCAUUCAUUGCCAAGGCUUGGGGUAGUUCAGAGCAAAAGAUUUGGGGAGCAUUCAACUCUACUGGGUACUUGGUUGCAAAAGGAAUGUCAGCUUGUUCCAGCACCGGGCAUCCCUUCAGCCUGGAAUGACCUGAGGUCAAGCUAACGAGAACUUGUUUGGAUGAUGAAGAUCGUGCCCUCCAUCCAGGCUCUCCAGCUGCCUAGAGUUCCUUACUCUGGUGUUCAAUUGUAAUGACAGUGGUGACUCUCAUACUCCAUUAGACUUUUUCUUCUUGUGAAAGAAAAAGUUAAAUAUAAAUAGCCUGUGCAUAAAACAGAGGACCUGUAUUAAGUGUUGUAUUUCUGUCAAGUACUUUCAUUAUUGUUGGCACCUUUCUGGAGUGUGGCCAACUUCCUGUGACCAUCCAUUUUAGAGAAGGCAGCCUGGGACACCUGGCAUAGAUAGCAUCAGUAUGCCUAAGGACCCUGGGCAUAAACCUCUUGGACUCUUCCCUGUGGUCCACUUUUUAUUAAUUUUCCAUGCAUUCUCAUUCUUCUUAUUCUGGUACCCAAUACUGAUGGCUUGCCAUGUAAAUUCCCUCAGUGUUUUUUUUUCUAAAGAAAAAUAAAAAAAAAAAAUCAAAUGAACAGGAAUGUAAAAAACUCCCCCCAUAUUCUCAUGAUUUGUCUUCCAGAUUUGGUCUAUGUGUUCUCCACCCCAGAAGAAUCUAUGAUUGUUUGGAGUUGAAAGAGUCCUAUGUAAAGCUGGAUACAAAUGAGCUUUAGGCUUAUGGGACGGAAAGGCACGUUUUCCUUGAGCUUUGUUGAAGAAGUCUCACUUUCUUUUGAAACCUCAAGGUGGGACGCCAACUAGGAGAGACAGAAGGGUUGAGUGAACAUCAGAGCUGAAUGUAAUCUCAGUGUGGGCAGUCCUUGACUGGAAGCGAGUUCAGAGUUGGUUAAUCUUAUGAGAAAGUUAUAGAGUGGAAAGAAGACCGAAUUUGGCAUCAGAAUGAAUGAGUAUGUACAUAUGAAUGGAAAAAUGUUUAUUAAGCAAGCAAAGCACUGGGAAUACAAAAAAAGCAAGACAGACCUGGUUCUCAUGGUGCUCACAUUUUAGUAGUGGGAGAACACAGAGGAGGUUUCAUUCAUUCAACUCUGAAAGUCACAUGGAAUGAUCCCGUGGUUCUGAGGGUACAGCAGCAAAGUAAGUGGAAAUGUAUCUUCUUUAGCAUCAUUUCCAUUAAUAAAAUCAUAAUUGGUCUCUGAUAUUGAACCAUAUGACAA